AGUUCAUCUUCGAAUUGCAGCUUCGCCAUCGCCUCUACUCUUAUCCAGUACUGAUCCGCGGCAUUUUCAAUAGUCAUCGCAAGGGCUCAUUCACUAUUUUGGUAGCAGCGACAACAGCAAUACGCCAAGAUGGGCAAAAGGAAGCGCGGCCAUCCCGACGUCGAGGAAAUCCUCUCCCGACCGUGGUGCUACUACUGCGAACGUGAUUUUGAAGAUUUGAAGCUCCUCAUCUCUCACCAAAAGGCCAAACACUUCAAAUGCGACCGAUGUGGCAGGCGAUUGAAUACCGCGGGAGGUCUCUCCGUCCAUUUGAACCAGGUGCACAAAGAGACGCUCAGUCAAGUCGAGAAUGCACUUCCCAACAGGCAGGGGCUCGAGGUCGAGAUUUUUGGUAUGGAGGGUAUUCCACAGGAGAUUCUCGAGCAGCACCGAAACCGAAUCAUUCAGAACUUCUACCAGGCGCAAGAAGACCGCAGAAUCGCGACUGGAAAUCCGCCGCCCGGCCAGUCCAAGAACCCAAGAAAGAAGAUCAAGAUUGAGACGGCGGAAGAACUGCUCAAGCGAUUUGCCGAGUACCGAGCUCAACGAAAAGCGGCGGCGGCAAAUGGUGGCGUUAUGGAGGGUGUCGUACAGACUGGCACUUCGUUUCCUCAACAGGGAUUCAAUCAGCCUGGUUUCCCUGGACAACAACCACAGACUCCCUACAACUUUUCCUCAGACUCUCUCCCUGCGCGGCCUUCAGCAAAUCCGGUCGGCGCACAGGGCUUGCCCCAGCGACCCACACAGCCUGGCUUCUGGAACAGCUCAGCUCAAGGUGCUGCUGCUGCUUCUGGCGACGAAAUCGAUCAGCUGAUUCGCAUGGCCGAAGCUGGCGUGAAGCCGCAGAGAAAGCCGGAAGACGGCGAGGAGGCAGGCGAGGGCAAGAGCAAGAAGGAAAAGAAGGGCCGGAUGAUUUACGACGAUGCCGAGUUCAGUCCCGAGGAGAAGAUGGCGGCUUUACCACGCUACGCCUACACACCGCCAGUGGGAGCAUAGUCCUUGCUCCGACAGCUCCAAAGCAUCUUGGUGGGGAAUAGGCUCGCGAUUGCAGCGCUCGUUUAUAUAUGAUGGUUGAUAUCACUUUCACAAGGAUAGGCGUCAGGGACUGUGUAUAAUACAGAGGGUUUUACAAGCUACUACUACGGACAUGAUGCACCGGUAGGCAGAUUUGGCGUGGGAAACUGAAAUGUAUCCCGUGCCACAAUGAUAAUAUCAUAAAUUUGGAUGAACUCGCAUUUGGAUAACUCAUUCGAAUUGACAUGGGGCUCUCAC
Trichoderma atroviride IMI 206040 is the source of this 1311-nucleotide messenger RNA. RefSeq lists its product as uncharacterized. Gene Ontology annotation, molecular function: DNA binding. NCBI's taxonomy places the organism in Eukaryota, Fungi, Ascomycota, Sordariomycetes, Hypocreales, Hypocreaceae. Gene Ontology annotation, cellular component: nucleus. The record is from RefSeq and is a predicted model, not a curated record.